AUGUCACCCAUUGCUUUCCUUGUAGUUAUGUGGCCACACAAGUAUCCUGCCCAGGCUCCACGAACCAGACUCCAUUACCCAGUCUCCACUGCCCAGGCUCCACUGCCCAGUCUCCACUGCCCAGGCUCCACUGCCCAGUCUCCACUGCCCAGUCUCCACUGCCCAGGCUCCCCUGCCCAGGUUCCACUAACGAGUCUCCAUUACCCAGUCUCCACUGCCCAGGCUCCACUGCCAAGGCUCCACUGCCCAGUCUCCACUUCCCAGGCUCCACUGCCUAGUCUCCAUAACCCAGUCUCCACUGCCCAGGUUCCACUGCCCAGUCUUCACUGUCCAGUCUCCUCUGCUCAGGCUCCACUGCCCAGGUUCCACUGCCCAGGCGCCACUAACCAGUCUCCACUUCCCAGGCUCCACUGCCCAGGCUCCACUGACAAGGCUCCACUGACAAGUCUCCACUGCCAAGGCUCCACUGCCCAGGCUCCACUGCCCAGUCUCCAUUACCCAGUCUCCACCGCCAAGGCUCCACUGCCCAGUCUCCAUUACCCAGUCUCUACUGCCCAAGGCUCCCCUGCCCAGGCUCCACUUACGAGUCUCCAUUACCCAGUCUCCACCGCCAAGGCUCCACUGCCCAGUCUCCAUUACCCAGGCUAUUUGCCCAGGCUCCACUGCCAAGGCUCCACUGCCCAGUCUCCACUUCCCAGGCUCCACUGCCUAGUCUCCAUAACCCAGUCUCCACUGCCCAGGUUCCACUGCCCAGUCUUCACUGUCCAGUCUCCUCUGCUCAGGCUCCACUGCCCAGGCUCCACUAACCAGUCUCCACUACCCAGUCUCAACUACCCAGUCUCCACUGCCAAGGCUACACUGCCCAGGCUCCACUGCCCAGUCUCCAUUACCCAGUCUCCACCGCCAAGGCUCCACUGCCCAGUCUCCAUUACCCAGUCUCUACUGCCCAAGGCUCCCCUGCCCAGGCUCCACUUACGAGUCUCCAUUACCCAGUCUCCACCGCCAAGGCUCCACUGCCCAGUCUCCAUUACCCAGGCUAUUUGCCCAGGCUCCACUGCCAAGGCUCCACUGCCCAGUCUCCACUUCCCAGGCUCCAUUACCCAGACUCCACUGCCCAGUCUCCACUACCUAGGCUCCACUACCCAGUCUCAACUGCCCAGUCUCCACUGCCCAGUCUCCACUGCCCAGUCUCCACUUCCCAGGCUCCAUUACCCAGUCUCCACUGCCCAGUAUCCACUACCUAGGCUCCACUACCCAGUCUCCACUACCCAGUCUCCACUGCGCAGGCUCCACUGCCCAGUCUCCACUGCCCUUUCUCAACUGCCCAGUCUCCACAAACUAGUCUCCACUACCCAGGCUCUACUAACUAGUCUCCAUUACCCAGUCUCCACUGCCCAGGCUCCACUGCGCAGGCUCCACUGCCCAUUCUCCACUGCCCUUUCUCAACUGCCCAUUCUCCACUGCCCACUCCACUUCCCAGGCUCCACUGCCCAGGCUCCACUGCUAAGGCUCCCCUGCCCAGGCUCCACUGCCCAGGCUCCACUGACUAAGCUCCGGAACUGA
Molecule: messenger RNA, 1563 nt
Organism: Biomphalaria glabrata
Lineage: Eukaryota; Metazoa; Mollusca; Gastropoda; Planorbidae
Exons: 4
Coding region: 1-1563 (520 amino acids)
Source: RefSeq, a predicted model, not a curated record